UGGAUAUUUCCAAAGGUGCCGAGAAUCCGAUCGGCCGGAUGGAGCGCGAGAAGUAUGGCAACGUAAUGGGCGGGAAGCUGUCGUUAAAGGGCAAACCACUCAAAGAGUCCAAAAAGUCCAAGAAGAAACGCAAGCGCGAGCAUGGUGACGACGGCGACCGCGGUGACUCGACGAAGAAGCAAGAUUCCGAGGUCGUUGUUCCCAUCACGGGCAUGACUGCGGCACAGCAGAAGCAUCUCAAGUUUAAGGCCAAACGAGAAGAGGAGGACAUCAAGAAGCAAGCGUCCAAGACGUACCGCGAGCGCGUGGACGAGUACAGCAAAUACCUCGGCAACCUGUCGGAACACCACGAUGUCCCCCGCGUUUCCGCGGCAGGGAAUGGCUAACCCAUCAAUCCAUCGAUUCCAUAUCGAAUGCUGUGUGCCUUGCUGUCCCGACCGCACCA
Aphanomyces invadans is the source of this 445-nucleotide messenger RNA. RefSeq lists its product as hypothetical. Gene Ontology annotation, cellular component: nucleolus. The transcript is spliced from 2 exons. Lineage: Eukaryota; Oomycota; Saprolegniomycetes; Saprolegniales; Verrucalvaceae. The record is from RefSeq and is a predicted model, not a curated record. The coding region runs from base 39 to 386 and encodes 115 amino acids.